AUGAAGGCGGCCGUGGUAUCAGUCCUCAUCCUACUCGUGAUUUUCGUGGUCUGGCCGGUAUCAGCUGACAGGAAAGACUUACCUGGAGCUGGAGGAUACUACGGAGGCGACGAGGACGAUGACAAUGACACAAAGUCUUGGUUUCCUUUGGACAAUCAAUUAUCAUUGAGUUAUUAUGAUAGGAUUUGUCCAGAUUUUGAGAAGAUCGUUGCUACCAAAGUGAGAGAAUGGACAAAGAAGGACUCCUCCCUUGGUCCAGCCCUCCUCCGCCUUCUCUUCCACGAUUGCGGUGUCACGGGAUGUGAUGCAUCCGUUCUUCUAGACCACGAAGGAUCAGAGAGAAGAUCCCCAGCGAGCAAAACCCUAAGAGGCUUCGAGCUAAUCGACGAUAUCAAGUCUGAGAUAGAAAAAGCCUGCCCUGGCUUAGUCUCCUGCGCCGACAUCCUAACCGCAGCUAGCCGGGACGCAACCUUCCAACUGGGUGGUCCUUACUGGCCUAACGCCUAUGGGCGUCGUGACUCCACCGACUCUUACGCUAGAGAUGUCGAGAAAGUCCCUUCAGGCCGCCGUGACAUCACUGCCCUUCUCGAGACGUUUCAGUCUUACGGUCUCAAUGUUCUCGACCUUGUUGUCCUUUCCGGAGCCCACACCAUAGGCAAAGCCUACUGUGGCACCAUCCAGUCGAGGCUUUACAACUUCAACGCAACUUAUGGAACUGAUCCGUCGAUUGACUCCAAAUACGCAGAUUUCUUGCGUCGCAAGUGUCGUGUAGCCUCAGAGACCGUUUACCUAGACGCUGCAACUCCGGUGAAAUUCGACAACCAGUAUUACAUUAAUCUUCAAAAGAAUAUGAGAGUCCUGACCACUGAUCAGGAGCUUGUGAAGGACCCUAGGACCGCUCCACUUGUGAAGGCUUUCGCAGAGCAGCCACCUCACAUGUUCAGACAGCAGUUUGCUGUGUCUAUGACUAAGCUGGUCAAUGUUGGUGUCAUCACUGGCGAAGAUCGUGUUGGAGUGAUCAGGAAGGUUUGCAGCAAAUCUAACUCCAGACCUUACUGA
Molecule: messenger RNA, 1059 nt
Organism: Brassica napus (rape)
Lineage: Eukaryota; Viridiplantae; Streptophyta; Magnoliopsida; Brassicales; Brassicaceae
Product: peroxidase 7
Biological process (GO): hydrogen peroxide catabolic process; response to oxidative stress
Cellular component (GO): plant-type cell wall; plasmodesma
Molecular function (GO): peroxidase activity; heme binding
Source: RefSeq, a predicted model, not a curated record